AUUAGGCAUUGAAAUAUUUUUCUUUGGUAGAAUUUCCCUCGGCGAGCGCAGAGCGACGGAGGGAGUGGCGUUUUCUCUUCAUUUCUGCAUCUUGAAGGGGAAUUCAGCUCAUACCCCCUAAAUACUUUCUGCAGUAUCUCUUCAAUUUCUCGAUCAUGGAUCCGAACCAGCCACCUGUGGAAAAUUAUGCCAACCCGAAGACUUGUUUCUUUCAUGUUCUUUUUAAGGCUGGAGCAUUGGCUUUUUACAUACUUUCCUCUCUCUUUUUCAAUAGUUUUGUUAUCAUUUUCGUGGUGACUGUUUUCCUUGCUGCUCUCGAUUUUUGGGUGGUAAAGAAUGUGAGUGGGCGUAUUCUGGUUGGUUUGAGGUGGUGGAAUGAAAUAAAUGAUCUGGGUGAGAGUGUAUGGAAAUUUGAAAGCCUUGAUCAAGAGUCAUUGUCUCGGAUGAACAAGAAAGAUUCCUGGCUAUUCUGGUGGACCUUGUACCUUACGGCAGCUGCAUGGACUGUGCUGGGAAUAUUCUCGUUGAUAAAGUUUCAAGCUGAUUAUCUCCUUGUCGUAGGAGUUUGUUUGACUUUGAGCGUUGCGAACAUUAUUGGCUUUACAAAAUGUCGUAAAGAUGCCAAGAAGCAGUUGCAACAAUUUGCAACCCAGACCAUUGCGUCUCAGUUCUCCUCUACAUUACAAUCAGCUUUUAGUGUUGUUUGAGGCAUCCGUAGCAUGUGAAAGCAGAUGGAAGAAAUUAAUGCAGUGGCACAAGAGAGAUGAUAUGAUGUGAUGUGAUGUUGAGCAGCUGCUCUCAAGGCAUGUAAAUGUGCAUUAUUUUAGUAGGCCUUACUGAAUCGGAUUGGGUUCCUUCUGAACUUUUUUUUGGAUAUAAAAAAGAAAGAAAGAGAUUGAAUAAUUUUGUACAACUUCCUUUUUCCAUUGAUUUGUAUUGUGAAAAUCCAAUGAAAUUAAUCAUAGAAAAACAUUAAUUUUGCUA
Messenger RNA from Momordica charantia (bitter melon), 984 nucleotides. RefSeq names its product golgi apparatus membrane protein-like protein ECHIDNA protein. NCBI's taxonomy places the organism in Eukaryota, Viridiplantae, Streptophyta, Magnoliopsida, Cucurbitales, Cucurbitaceae. Gene Ontology annotation, biological process: vesicle-mediated transport; protein secretion. Gene Ontology annotation, cellular component: Golgi membrane. The record is from RefSeq and is a predicted model, not a curated record.